CCGGGGCUGCAGCCCAGGUGGCCGACGAGGGGCGGGUUUGUGGCACGGAAGGUCGGAGUUAGAGCGGAUCAGGAAAGUGUUUGAGUACGAAAAACCGGGGAGCAUUCUUGAAAUCAUGAAUCCUGUUUAUAGCCCUGGAUCUUCUGGGGUUCCCUAUGCAAAUGCCAAAGGAAUUGGUUAUCCAGCUGGUUUCCCCAUGAGUUACACAGCAGCAGCUCCUGCCUAUUCUCCUAACAUGUACCCUGGAGCAAAUCCUACCUUCCAAACAGGUUACACUCCCGGCACACCUUACAAAGUGUCCUGCUCCCCAACCAGUGGGGCCGUGCCACCGUACUCUUCCUCUCCCAACCCCUACCAGACUGCCGUGUACCCGGUGCGAAGUGCCUACCCCCAGCAGAGCCCAUAUGCACAGCAAGGCACGUACUACACACAGCCACUGUAUGCAGCACCCCCCCACGUCAUCCACCACACUACUGUGGUGCAGCCCAACGGCAUGCCGGCGACAGUGUACCCUGCUCCUAUCCCUCCUCCCAGAGGCAAUGGGGUCACCAUGGGUAUGGUGGCUGGGACCACCAUGGCCAUGUCAGCAGGUACUCUACUGACUGCUCAUUCCCCAACUCCUGUUGCCCCCCACCCAGUCACUGUGCCCACGUACCGGGCCCCAGGAACACCCACCUACAGCUAUGUGCCCCCUCAGUGGUGAUCACCCUGCAAAUGUUUGAGGAUGGAGCUGUGCAGUCACAUCAUUGAGGUUCCACAGCUGGUGCUGCAGGCCUUGUGCCUCCAACCAGGACUUUCUUCUUAAUGCUCUCGACACUUGGCUAAACAUGACUACAUCCCGGCCCAGCAGGUCCCAGCGCCGUUAGUCUCCAACUAAUUCUGUGGGUUGGUCUUAAAGCAAAUCCUGUUUUGUGGACUGCCUGGCAAUUUUUUAGCUAACUGUAAUGAUAAAAAGGGAGUAUUAAUCUAUUCUGAAUCAUAUCUAGUUGAAUGCAUGUUUUAAAAAAAAAAACACAAAAAGCUUGCUCAAUCUACUUGCAGUGACUGAUGCAAAACCAUCAUAUGCAAAAUCCAAAGGAAUGGAACGUAUUUUACAACUUGUAUCGCUAACGCACUGUUGUAAUGUAUGCAGAGUCUCCACGUUGUAAGUGUCACAGUGGACUUCUUCACAGAGCAAUUGAGAUAUCUUAGAUGACCCUUCAGCCUUUGGGGUUGAUGUGUGUUGCCUGUUAGGGGCGUGGAUUUUUAGUUUUCAAUGACCUGUUUUUUGGGCACUGACUGCACUAAGGGGGGGUUGCCAGGAUGGGGGAGAGUAGGGCAACCAGAGCUGUGAGCAUCCCUUUCUCUCCGUUUAGGCUUGGUGGGGUUAGUGGAUGGGGGACAUGCUGAGAGACCAUCAUGAAAGAUUAGAGUUGUAUGGCUGGUGCAGUUAGGGGUGAGGGCUGGUUUCUGUGUCAGCAGAGCAGUUUUCUCUGUCUGAAGUUCCAUUACAAGUCUCUUACAGAGUGCGAUGGUGUUUCAUACAUCUUUAUUGGAAAAGUCCUGUGUAGAACUCAGUUACUUUCCUGGGAGAUGAGCGAAAGAGAAACAGCCAUGCUUGGAGGAAGUAUUGUCCUCUUCAUUUAGCUUAGAAGAUCAUUCCUUUUUUUUUUCCCCUAGGAAAUAUUUGUGUCAGCUAAAAAUACAUAGGCAUUGCUGUUUUUCCCCCUACAAAGAAGGCAAAGAUUUCAGCUGUAUGUUGUGAAGAAAGUUGUGUAUUUAAGAAUGAUUAAAAGGGAACAAAACUUUAUUUAAAAUUCCUCGUGUUUCUCAUAGAGAGGCAGGGCCAUGGAUAUGUCUGAUGAUGUAGAACCGGGUAGCUUCUCCUGGGGUCUUCCACAUGGUGGUCACUUGUCCUCUGAGACUGGCUGGAGAGAGCUUCAAGUGAGGGGCAAGGGUAGGAGGGUCUUGUCUGGAACCCUCUUCUGCUACCUCUACAGCUGGAGGCACUCAGUGCCACGCAAGCAAGGACAACAAAAGGGCCAGGCAGUGUGGCAUAUGCACCUGCCAGGGUUUAUCAUGGAAAAGAGUUUAAAAUCUGAAUUUUGUACAUAAGAAAUCAAGAGGAUUUUUUUUUAGCCUAAAUAUGCCUGACUUGGGUCGAUGGGAAUGUGUGUCCAUCUCAUUUAGGGUCAGAAGGCCGAGGAGAGUAGGACUUGCUCCCUCUCCGUGGUCUGGUGGUGUUGAGCACUGUAGGCUCUAGUUGGGGAUGGAGUUUUGCUCUUCAUUCUCUGGCAGCUGGGUCAGGGCUUGGAUACUGGUAUGGAGGCCGCCAUUAGUGUUCUGCCCUGGUUGCUGGGUGGGACGCCUGACCACUGAGCCUUUGGUAACUUUAUUUUUUAUAGUAAGUACUCUUCUUAAUUUUCUUUUUCACCUCUUAUUUUAUAAGAACUUUAGGAAUAUUUUUGCAUGGAUCAUUGUAAACAGAAGAUUCCUUAUUCCUGAUGUCUAGAAACAUAGAAUGUUUACUGAUAAAUACUUUAAGUUGCUUCAUGAGCACUUAGCCCACGUGUGUGUGUGGAUGUGUGUGUAGUAAACGUUCAUUGCAGGCACAUGGUCUGUGUCCAUUUCACCUCUGUGUUGGUAAUUUCAUCUGAAUGGUGGAUGGUUUGCAGUAGCACAGUAGCAGUAGGUUUGGAGGGUACUAGAAGCUCAACUGUUUGAAUAGAGAAGUCAUUUUUCUAAGCUGAGUGCUAAUAGACUAGGGGGAAUACUCAAUGAUGGUUAGUAGAUACUUACAGAGUCCCACAUCACAAAAAAGAGAAACACACACACACACAUCCUCUUGUAAGCGGGGAGUCAUUCAUGUUCAGAGUUAUUUAGAUGUUUGUUCAGGCUUGCUUGAGAUUUGGCGCACACAGGGUAUGAGUGUUUUCAAGAGAGAGAACAGGGCACCACGACCCCAUGUACAUCAGCUUCAUAAAAACUUUUCUUCCUCCCUAUUACCUUUUUUCCCUUUUGUGAAGCUGAAUUAAGAGACUUUAUGAAAUACUUUUGCAUUGUAUAUCUGUGCAGAAUCUUUCCACUUUUGAUACGGUCAGGGCAUCAAAUAUCAAAUAUUAUCUAUCAGGUAAGGAUCUGGACUUAUGAAUAGUAACAAAACUGUCACAGGUUGCAAUCAGGAUUUGGUUCUAGUACAGUUAAUUAUGGGAAAGAACUUGGGUCAGAAUUCUGUUAGAAAGCUUCAUAACUUGGGUACCACAAGCAUAUUGUAGAACAUCCUGAGAAAUUCUGUGUGAGACAUUACUAAUUUGAGUCCUUCAGCUGAAUUGUUUUAGAAGUUGACAUAGGCAAGCCAGGGCACCUCAUUCCUGCAAACAUAAACAUCAUUAUAGAUAUCUUUUAAGAAUUUUUGUUUUACACCUUCUCUCCUGAGGCUUGGCUGUGUGUUCCGUCAGCUGUAAUGCUGUUUCUCAGCUCACGGAUAUCUUGUCUGAAUCUGGGCUAGUGUUUAGUGUCAAGGGACUGGCCUUGUGAGCUCACUGCCUCUGAGAAAUGAGGCUACCCUCAGGGCUGGGGUCAAGGACAACCAAGGUAAUAGGCAGGGAGGUACUGCUAGAACCUUCAGCAUCUUCUUUUAAGAAUAUUCUUCUUGUGGUUCUCAUAGGCCUACCAGUUGCUGUUUGGGGCAACUGUUUCUUGAGUGCUAUGCAAAUGAUGCAGUAUUUACAGGAUACACAAGGCGGGUCCUGAGCCUUGCACUGGGCUCCUGGUCAGUGAGUGUCUGUCCCUUCCCCAGCCAGGCAUACAGUGUCUUGGUCUAUCUGGUGGCAUCAUCUGGCUGUGAUGAAUGAGGUCUAGGAAGUAAUUUGCAUGAGUCUUUGGGGGUCACAUCAAAAAUAAAUUCUUGAGGCAAUUUGGAAUGUGCUAACAUCUGGGAGUGCUGUUUCCACAUAAGAUGUCUAUGAGUGUGCUAGUGGUGGUAAGAGGCAGGAAUGCAGCAGCCAUGUAAAUACUGGGGUCUGCUUUAAAAAGGAGAUCCAGACUACUUCACCUGUCCUUUUUAAACAUUUGAAAACAGUAUUAUUCUGACCAGUUAGGCUACCUUCACCUCAUUUGGCAAUUGACAGUAUUUGCCAGCCUGGGCAUUGCCUGGACAGGAUGAGAUCUCCAGUGUGGGUACAGCCUGAGGUGGGUGGCAGUGACUGGUCCUUCUCUCUGGUGCUUUCUAAGUGGUGGGGUGUCUCUAAAGGGAGUGUGGGUGGCUCGGGGAGGGCAGAGUUGAGCUCUCUUCUAGCAUCUCUCACAUGUUGUGUUUUCUACAGGCUGCUUAUUCCUCAGCUUGAGCUUUCUGGGGUAGGUGACCUGCUCAUGGGGGUGUGCGGUCAUUUUGGAUACAAACUGCAAGGCUGAUUUCACGUGCGUUCCAGAGGAUGCGUGUGUUUCCUCACUCCCCGUUCAUUUGAAGAGCAGGGACCUGUGGGGAUAACCUGGAUUUAUAAAGCCAACGGGACUACAGUUGAAUUUUAGGGACCAGGAGGAAUGGCUUCUCUGUCCAAAGAGCCCUGGUGGCCUUCAGGAGGGAUGGUUCGGUCCCAGGACAGUGUCUCUCCUCACUGAGGGGCUAUGCCCACUGGUCUUUGUGCAGACUGUGGCAGGGGAAAUACCACCUGGGCCAGAUCUGAGACCAGCUAUUUGUGCUACUGGCAGGGUUGCUGUGGUGGUCACUUGGAAAGGCCCCAAGGAGCCUCAUGGGUGGAAUAGAAAAUGAUUCCUUUUUUUUUUUUUUUUUUUUUUUAAUGAUUUUUAAAUACUGUUUUCUACACCAUUCUCUUGGUACAUUUUUUAAGCUAAGUCACAUUGUCUUCCAGUGUUAAAAGGCAUCUCUCACCUCUGCAUUGAACUUGGGUAUCAAUACCAAGGAAUGGAACAUCCAUCCUGAGCCAGUUCAAUUAGGUGUAAAUUCAUACUACUUUAAUUUUUUAUGCAAUCUGAUCAGUAGAUGAGCUCAGAUUUAAAAUUCUCAAAGCACGUUUAUUGUAACAAAGAUUGUUAUGUAUUAAUACUGCAGUUUUCAAUAAAGAUUGACUUGUGUUGCA
Messenger RNA from Otolemur garnettii (small-eared galago), 5078 nucleotides. It is a transcript of the gene FAM168B, whose product is annotated as family with sequence similarity 168 member B. The record is from RefSeq and is a predicted model, not a curated record. Bases 116 to 703 code for a protein of 195 amino acids. The transcript has 7 exons. NCBI's taxonomy places the organism in Eukaryota, Metazoa, Chordata, Mammalia, Primates, Galagidae.